AUGCGCUCUUUGAUACCACUUUCUUUGCUACUGACCAUCUUCGACAAUCCUGUGCAUGCCUACAUUUUCCCUUUUCAAGUUCGCGUAGGAAAUGGAGUCAAUCCCUCUUCAAGACGCCGAUCUCCCUAUGCGUUAGGCAAUAUUGGAAACGCGCAAUAUGUUACGAAUAUGACUGUCGCUGGCAAGACUAUGCCAAUCCUCAUGGACACGGGAAGUUCAGACCUAUGGGUCCACUUUGCCGACUCAGCGCCAACAUCGCAAAUGAAGGACACUGGAAAAUCUGUUACUUUAGCAUACGCAGUGGGAAAGGCUUCUGGUCACAUUCAGACUACACAAGUUUCAAUGGGCGACCUGACUGUGUCAGAGCAAGCUAUGCUAUGGGUCAAUGAUACUAGCACCUUUACUGCCGAUAUUCACACCCAAGGGUACGAUGGCCUCCUUGGAUUAGGCCCAAAUCAGGGCAGCGUAAUCUACAAGAAUUUGAAGAAAACCACUGCUGGAAAUACGUUCCUUCAAAAUGUAUUCGAAAGCAAUCGUUCAACAGACAACUACAUCACCAUCCUUCUUGACAGGAAGAACGACCCAGGCGAAGAUUUUACUGGUCAAUUCACAAUAUCUGAACUCGUUCCAAAAUUCCAAGAUAUCACGAAAAUGCCCAAACUUGACGUUGAGACCGUGAACAGGAUAUUGAAAGCUGAUCAACAUUGGCAGGCUUUGACAGAUAAAGAUCAGGGUAUCAUUGGACCUGACGGACAACCCAUCCGAAUGAAAUCUAUAGUGCCUAAAGCUCCCAAUGGCCAAUAUGUUGCUGUCAUCGACAGUGGGUUUACAUUUUCUCAAGUUCCUCGCGACGUAUCAGAUGCUAUUUACGGACGCGUUCGUGGUGCAUUCUAUGAUACAACACACGAAUAUUGGCUGCUUCCCUGCGGUCAAUACCUUAACAUUUCCUUCAACUUUGGGGGCGUUAAUUACCCCAUUCAUCCUUUGGAUGUUGUUGAUGAUAAUUUCGCUCAAGUUGAUAGUACUGGCAAGAAAGUCUGCAUCGGAUCUUUCCAACCUAUCACGUCUGCAUUCAGCAUACUUGGACAUUACGAUAUGAUCUUGGGCAUGAGCUUUUUGCGAAGCACAUAUGCUCUUCUGGACUUCGGAAAAUGGAUUGGAACGUCAGGUGAUCAGGACAAACCGUAUAUGCAAUUGAUGUCUACUGUCGACCCCGUCGCCGCCCGCAAAGACUUUGUCACAGUGCGUUUAGGAGGUAACGACACCAUCUCUGACCCCCGGUGGUCGAUCCUUCCUGCAAAUGAGACCGUGCAUUCUCCCGUGUCUGCAGAGGAAAAGAAGAAGAAAUAUCAGGAAAUGAUCCUGAGUCGCUGGCCGUAUAUCUUCGUGGGUUGUCUGGCGUUUGUGAUUCUUACAGUCGGCCUGUGCAUCUGGAAAUGUUGUUGCAGAAAAAGGGGUAAGAAAUCAGAUGGUGGCAUAGGCAGUACAGGAGACAAGAAAGGGUUCAAGGCGUUCUUCUCGAAGAAAACUGCUAGGGAAUCAUACGUCCCGCUAGAAGCCCAGCGAAGUACUGCAGAUCUGUCUGCUCCUUAUGGAUAUUCGAAACAGCAGCAGGCCCACACGCCGUCCCCGUCGUACCCUUCUUAUCCUGCAUACCCCAAUGGACAAGAAGGCUAUCGCCAAAGUCAGCAAGGAUACCACCAAGGACAUCAUCAAGUUUAA
Psilocybe cubensis is the source of this 1722-nucleotide messenger RNA. RefSeq lists its product as uncharacterized. The record is from RefSeq and is a predicted model, not a curated record. Gene Ontology annotation, molecular function: aspartic-type endopeptidase activity. NCBI's taxonomy places the organism in Eukaryota, Fungi, Basidiomycota, Agaricomycetes, Agaricales, Agrocybaceae. Bases 1 to 1722 code for a protein of 573 amino acids. The transcript has 8 exons. Gene Ontology annotation, biological process: proteolysis.